GCGACUUUGAUGCCCCGGUGCAAACACUGCCUCUUCUGGUCACGGUGACCCCAGGUCUGCGGAGGCUGGGCUGGCCCGGGACUGCCGGACCCUUGGUCCCGCGGGGCUGCCCUCCCUCCCUCGCUAGAGAUCCGGCUUCGCUCCUGGGCCUUUGUCUCCUGGCUUCGCCGCUUCUCCAACCGCAAGAGCCCAGAGCCCCACUGCCCUCUGCCCAUUGGCUCCCUGGGGUUGGCCGCUGCGGUUACGUCAUCACAUUUACAUAUGACAUUGAGUCGUCACCAAGGCCAGCUCCUCCCCGCCACCCUCCGCUCCCCCAACCCUGACUGUCCUCUGGUGACCCGGCUGGGUUGGAGCAGGAUAGAGGCCUGAUAGGGCGAAGCCUGUGGCUGGACCGGAGGGGCUCGGGAGGAUGGGAGGGGGGUGGCGGAGGGUUGGGCUUGGACCCUGGCGAGGAAGUGCCAGUUACUAAUCUGAGUCCUGACAUCUGGGUUUAGUGGGUCUGGUAGCUCCCUGGGGCCACCCGUGGCAAGUAAUGAUGAUACGCAUUGGACUUUGGACUUUAAAACUCCUGGGAAAUUGAGGUUUUUCUGUGGGACUGGAGAAACCCAAGCUAGGGAGUGACUCCAGGAGUUGGAAGGCUGAUGCUGCUGCUGUUUCCCCUUAGCCUACCUAGUCCUGAUUUUCACCCCUUAGUGAAAGACUUCCCUGAGAAUGAGGGAAAUGAGCCAUCCGAGUCAGGUUUCUGUAGGGCCAUUGAAGCUGGGCCUUCCAUUGCUCCCCAGCCCACCAACUCAUACACCAUGUUCCAGCGCCUCACCAGCCUCUUCUUUAGCACCAGCCCACCCUCUGAGGAGCCCCCCUCCCCUAAAGCCUUCAUCUGCCCUGAGGAUGAGGAAGAAGUGGAUGGAUGGCUCAUUAUUGACCUGCCUGAGGGGCCUGAGCUGGGGCCUGCCCACCUGGAGAGCAGCCCCUUGGAGGACCUGCUCAUCGAGCACCCCAGUAUGUCUGUCUAUGUCACCGGCAGCACCAUCGUCCUGGAGCCUGGGCCGGGCCCAACCCUGACCCCACCUCGGAGCCCUCCUCCAGCCAGAGCAGGCCACCGGGAGGUCAUGCAACCCCGUCGGGAUCCAGGCCCCAGACACCACACAGCCUCGAUGCCCUCUCGGACAGCACUGCUGGAAAAGGCCAGUCAGGCCCGGUGGGUGCAGCGGGCCCGCCAGAGGGCUGACAGACAGAGGCUGAGCCCUAAGGUUGUUCAGCGGCAGAAUCGUGUCCGAGAGCGCCAUCCCCGCCGGUCUAAGCACCAGGGCAGCUUUCUCCACCAGCCGUGCCAGCGCCAGUUCAAUUACUGACGACACUGAGGUCACCCAUCAGCCCAUUCCGGGCUGCUCCACCCGACACUGCUCUCAAAUAAACCUCUCACCAGCCUCCCUCCCCUCCCCGCAGACACUACCCCUCACCCACUUAUCCUCACCAGCCUGCUCCUGCCACCUGUUCUGGACCUAAGUGGUGACCCCCACAUGCUCCAUGGAACUGUUGGCCAAGGUCCUGCUUCCCCAAGGGAGCCUCGAGGGAAGAGAGGCAUUGCGAUCCAUCCCUGUGGGUAAAUGCCUCCCUCUGGGAAUGCCCUUGUCCAGAGAUGCCAGCCCCUUACUUCUGAUCUCUGCAUUCCCCAACUAAUUCCUACUAUUCCCUACCUCUAAAUCCUGUCUUGUGAAUUCUGAUCCUCUUCCUCAACCCCCAGCCUUGACUUUCCCCAAUCUCUCAACACAGACCUCAACUUUGAUCCCUUUAUUUCCCUACAUCUGACUCCACCUACACACAUACAAAACACUGGUUCUAUCACACCUCUGCCCCUCUCAACUCCUCCCUCUUAGGAUGCUUGUCAGUGACAGAAGUGUGGCUUUUCUAGGGCUCCCUGACCCACCAAAGCAACUAGGUUGCAAUGCCCUAAGGCCCAGUUCCUAUUGUCUGUACCCCAAGACAGACUCAUUAUUAAGAGCUGGUCCAGACCUCUGAAGGUAAAGUAUGUUGGAGAGGGUUGUGAGAUGUGAAACCUGAGAGUGAAAGAAUGGAGGAAUUCAGAAAGCGACAGAAAGUCAGAGACAGACUUUAAGAGAGAAACAGCUUCAGAGGAGGAAACCCUUGAACACAGGAAAGCUAAGAGGACCCUACUACUGUGGCUUGGAAGAUAUAGAUGGUUUCCUCAAUUUGAUGCCACCCCACUUAGUCCAGGUGACUCCUCCCUCACCCACAGAACCCCAAUGCAUUGGAGUCUGGGGGAUCCAAGAGCCCCUGUGAAACCUGGGCUAGCAAUUUUCCUGGGGAUGGGGUUGGGAAAGGGCUCCCUAGGGACUAGGUUGAGAGCAAUGGAAAGGGUUACUUCUGACCACAGCCUGAUGGCUCUAGAUAACUAGUCUGCCCAUUUUACUUCCUGCCUCAACACCAGAAUUCUGUACUUUGCAUUAUAAAUGUCUUUCCCAUCCUAGAGCUGGGGAGAAUCCUCUUUGAUCCAGGAGGGACAGACCUUCUGGCCCUCCUGGUAAUCCCAAGCCUUUCUGUGUUAAAUAUUGUUUAGAUCAGGGUCUUGGAAGAAGGGUAGAGAAGCAUUUUCUCUGGGCCUUUUAUUGCCCAUCCAUUCUGGAAUUCUCACCCCUAAGGGUCUGGAGCUAUCACUAUCAAUCUACUGAGGGUUCUCCAUCCCCUUUCCACCUACAGAAACCAGGUGGCAGCUCUCUUUCUUCUGAGGUGUACAACCUCAGAAGAGAAAGUUCCCAAACCACAGCCUGUAAGACUUAAGAAGGAACUGCCCUUUUCAUACUGUGGGUUGUAAAUUCUGGGCUUAGAUACCAGCAACUACCUACUUGCCCUGAAUUACCCCAGUCAGUUUCUAGAUGCCAUUCUUUUUUCCUGUCUUCUCAGUUUAUUUCUUAUACUAGUUUCUGUCACUUAAAACUUUCAAGAAUUUUUCCUAACACAUGACUAAUGACAAUUCUUGCCCAUAGACCCCUUCUCUCAUUCCCUGGCCUUGGCUCUGGCCAGAGUACAACAGGGCUGGCUUCCAACUCCAGGUGCCUAUAGUGGGCAGAGGCCUCCCAGCCCAAGGAGCAAACCAAAUUAAAAAAAAAAAUUAAAACAAGACAUUUAAAAAAUACUUCCAGCUUGCUCAGAAGUCAGUGAUUAAGAGUUCAUCCUGUCCCUUUUAGGGUCCCUUCAACCAUCUUUUCCAAGAGUCUCCCUCCAUCCCCACUUUAGUCACCUCACACCCAGCUAUGUUGUGGCAUUCACAACAGCUGAAAUGAACUUCAAAGUUCCUGCUUUCCCUGUUCCAGUGCUAGGGGAUUGGGUUUGGCCCCUAGUCACUGUUUUAAUGAAAUCUAGAGAGCUGGAACCCAUCAUCCCAAACCUUGCUUACCCCCUGUUAAUGCCUACCCUUCCCAUAAGGCUCCCUGAAGCUUUUGUACCCAAGGAUUAACACAAGCCAAUCAUAAGACUUUUUUCCCCUACCAUCCCAUAGCCACUGUAGCAUCUGAGUGUGGUAAUAUUUCAACUUGAUUUUUGAGAUCCAACCCCACUCACUCCAUCAUCCCGUUUGUUCGACUACAGAGCCACCAGAUCUCAUGCUAUAUAAAUGGACUGUGUAUGUGCCUUUCACCCUUAGCAUGGUUCAGGGUUUUUCAAACCCCAGAACUUGAACAAAAUAAGGAACCAGGAUUCAUGAAGUCCUAUGCAACCUAAGACAGGGAGUCAGAGUCUGUAGUGACAACUGUUUGAAAUAUUAGGGAAGAGACCAGCGUGUGAGGAGUAUUAGACAUCAGUAUAACCAGCACUUCAACAAAAUUGUGUGUGCAUGUGUGUGCGUGUAUGUGUAUUGGGGUGAGAUGCCCAUAUUUUUGUUCUAAGGGUUUGUUUUUAAAGAGUGAAGCACUGUUACCAAGGGCAGUGUUGCUCUUUCCCUAUUGAGUCUGAGAGCAUGAACCUGCCCUUCUCUUGCCCCAAGUAUCACUCCCUGGCCCCUUACUCCCCACUCUUGUCCCAAGAGGGCCACUGUGUGUGUGUGUGUGUGUGUGUUUACCUGUGCAGUUGUGGCCGGUUUUAGGCAUACACGUACAACCAGGAAUCCACCAAUCUGCCCCUUAGACAGAGCGCCUCCUCUCCUCUCUAAGAGGGCAACACUGCCCCACCCCCCAGGUGCUCCAGAUCUCGAAUGCCUUACUAAAUCCACAUGGCUUUGAACUAGGGGGCUUAAUGCAGACAAACCACCCACUUUCUGAUACCUAUGACUGUAGCCCUGCUGCCUGGUUCCAAACAAAGCUAACAAGCUGUGUCUCUGUCAUAUGCUGAGCCCAGAUUAUAGGAGGAACCUUUCUUAGGAUAUUUAAAAUGUGUAUUGGUGGACUCAAAGAUGCAACUACCUUGACUCUGUCCUGGUGUGUGUGUGUAUGUAUGUAUGUAUGUGUGUGUGUGCGUGUAUGUGUGUGUAACAGGAUUUGAGUGUUAGACUGUAAUGCUAUUCCUCUGUGGGGGAAAAAAUUAAUAUAAAGGAAAACACAAGAAAUAAAAAUCUAUUUAAAGCAUA
Molecule: messenger RNA, 4579 nt
Organism: Monodelphis domestica (gray short-tailed opossum)
Lineage: Eukaryota; Metazoa; Chordata; Mammalia; Didelphimorphia; Didelphidae
Gene: TP53INP2
Product: tumor protein p53 inducible nuclear protein 2
Biological process (GO): autophagosome assembly; positive regulation of DNA-templated transcription
Cellular component (GO): nucleus; autophagosome
Source: RefSeq, a predicted model, not a curated record